CCAAAUCCUGCUUGGCCAAAUCCUCCUUGCUGCUGGCCGUAUCCAGUAUCUUGCUGCUGGUUACCGUAGUCAGGGUUGUUUUGUUGAUCGUAGUUCAUUGUGAGGUGAAGUGUAAAGAAUGGCGUACAUUUAUGCGUUUGUAUUUAUACUUUUUGCCUUUAAUUUUGCAACUCCCUUCCACUCUCGUUCAAGCUUGUUUGUCUUAAGGUAUAAAUUUCAUCCAGCGUGGCACUUUUUUCGUCAUGGUGACCCAGUCCCAGGUUUGAAUGGAGAAGUUUCAUAACAAGCUCCUUGAAUCAUCAUAUCAUUGACGUGAUCUACCAACAUUUUGAAAUAGUGUAGGAUGUAUGGCUUCAUGCACGUCGUUGU
Molecule: messenger RNA, 369 nt
Organism: Umbelopsis ramanniana AG
Lineage: Eukaryota; Fungi; Mucoromycota; Umbelopsidomycetes; Umbelopsidales; Umbelopsidaceae
Exons: 1
Coding region: 119-283 (54 amino acids)
Source: RefSeq, a predicted model, not a curated record